AGAACUAUUCCAUUUCGUUCUAGUUUUUCUCUUCAAUAUCACCCUACUUUCACAGGUUCUCCAAUGUGCUGCGGAAGGCAUCGUCAGUACAGGAGUAGAGUUGAAUGGAAUCUUGGUGGCGUAUUCGAAAUAUCGUGCCGCCAGAGCUGGGCUCGGAAGAAAAGCAAAGUUUCAUAGAAUGGAUAUCUUCAAGACUGAGUUGGAACCAUUCAACACCGCCGUCAUAUUCGGUGCGGAAAAUUUGAUGACCGAUAUGGUACCAAAGCUAAGUGAGAUGAGAUCUGGCACAGCACUGUUGGCAUGCCGUUUCCCACUUCCCGAAUGCGAUCACUUUCAAUCAGUUGCUCAGAUCGGUGAAGGAAUCGAUGCAGUUUACGUGUACAGGAGAAAUUAG
Messenger RNA from Haemonchus placei, 394 nucleotides. Lineage: Eukaryota; Metazoa; Nematoda; Chromadorea; Rhabditida; Trichostrongylidae. The record is from the annotation of a GenBank genome assembly.